This is a messenger RNA of Amphibalanus amphitrite, 3011 nucleotides long. Its product is annotated as Golgi-associated PDZ and coiled-coil motif-containing protein-like. The record is from RefSeq and is a predicted model, not a curated record. The coding region runs from base 95 to 1507 and encodes 470 amino acids. Lineage: Eukaryota; Metazoa; Arthropoda; Thecostraca; Balanomorpha; Balanidae. Gene Ontology annotation, cellular component: Golgi apparatus; membrane; trans-Golgi network transport vesicle. Gene Ontology annotation, biological process: negative regulation of protein localization to cell surface. Gene Ontology annotation, molecular function: transmembrane transporter binding. The transcript is spliced from 11 exons.
AAAACAAGUGUGUGCAUUGCCGAUUCCAGCCGAUUCCUACUGCUUCACAACACAAUAGCACGGUUAUUUUAGGCAACUACAGUUGUGAAGAACCAUGGCAGUGGCUGCAAUGUCAUUCCAGUGGUUAGAUACACUGGAAAAAGACUUUGAUGUUGCCUUUGUAGAUUUGGAUACCAUUUUGGGCAGCGGUAUCCUGGACUCCCUCGAGGAGGCGGGUGAUAUGCCGCCGGAGCUGGACGAGGCGCCCGGAGGCCUCACGGGCGCCGUGCGGCACAAACUGGCUGCCAUGGCCUCGUGCUGGGCGCAGCUCGUCCACAAGGCGCAGACCGUCUUCCAGAACAACGCCAAGCUCGAGGCGGCGCUGGUGCAGGCGCGGGACGAGCUGCAGCAGGCGGAGGCGGCGCGUCGGGUGGCGGAAAAGGAGAUGCGUGACCAGCUGCUGCAGCUACACGCUGCCCAGCUGCAGCUGCACAAACACACAGCUGCCGCCGCCGCCGACUCCGACACCAUCAUGAAGAAACUGGACUCUGACCUGUACCUGCGGCGCCGUGACCUGCUCCGGGAGGAAAAGAUGGUGUCUGAGCUGCAGCGACUGCGCUCCGAGGUGGACCAGCUGAACGCCUACAUCGUCAGCCUGCAGAGCGAAGUGGUCGGCUGCCGGCUGGCCGCCAAGUACAUGGACAAGGAGCUGGCCGGAAGGAUCCAGCAGAUCCAGCUGCUGGGCCGGGGUCUGCACGGCCCCGAGCACGACCGGCUGUGGGCGCAGCUGGAGGCCGAGAUUCAGCUGCACCGACACAAGACGCUCAUCAGGGCGUGCCGCAGCAGGUCGUGGCGGGACCCUCCCCCAGAGCCAGCCGUGUCCGGCUCUCGGCUGGUCACCGUCACAAAAGCCGACAAGGAGGGACUCGGCAUGUCCAUCACGGGCGGCGACGACCACGGCGUGCCGAUCGUCGUCUCUGCCCUGAAGCCGUCCGGUCCGGCGGCUCGCUCUGGCCAGGUGCAUGUGGGCGACACGAUCCUCUCCGUCAACGGCAUCAGUCUGCAGCAGGUUCGUCACGACGAGGCGGUGGAGGUGCUGUCCUCUGUGACGGGCGACAUCCGCCUGGAGCUGCUGUACCUGCCCACGCUGCCCGAGGACGUCAGUGAGGGCAUCUACGACAUGGAGCGCUUCAGGUACAGUAUGUCGGACGAGGAGGCCCUGGUGACUCCGGUGACCCGGCCCGCCCCGGCCGGCCCCCCGCCGGUGCCGCUGGCCCGCUCCACCCCUGUCCGACGGCCCGGAGUGGCCACCAGACGGCUACCGGAGCCCUCAGCAGCGCCCGACGGCCCUCAGGAGGUCUCCGGGAGCGGCUCCCCGGACGGCUCGGGCCCCUCCCCGCCGCCGCCGGGGCCCGUCAGUAACGGCGGCGCGUCUCCGUCCGUCCCGGCGGCACCGCUCACCAACGGCGUCCCUCCGACCCGGCCGGCGACACUCGACCAGCAGCUGGUCCCCUGUCGAGAGGUGUAACACAACCGACCGCCCGAUCAAAGUGCUUCGCAGCAAGAAUUCCAAGGUACCGUGACUAUAGUAGGGUGAUGCUUUGGCAUUUCUCCACGAGGUGACGGGAGUCUUCGUCGUAUGGCGAUACCACACAGAGCGGGUUGCUGUAUUGUCACGAACGGUGUUAUACGAGUCAUGUAACAGUUACCUAUCGGUAAAGCAAUUUCCAUUGCUAUCAUGGUACCAGGGUGGGAAAAGUUUUGCCAGUAAUCAGAGUUUGCUCAUGAUGUUGACAUUACUUUAAAGGCUACAUUUUUUGUGUGUUAAACAAAACAAUGCCGUUUUGAUACCAAAGUAAGUUAUAUCAUGAGGUAAUAUAUUAAUUGUUUUAAAGUUAACCUUUUUAUUUUGUAGCAGAACGCCCAUUAGGAAUAUGUUGCAGGUAUGCUAAGUGUCAAGCUAGAUGUACUAUGUGUUUCUUGCCUCCUUCGCCAUAGCUUCAGUUUUACUACGAACUCUGAAUAUCGUAAACAAUAAGCACUGCAUUCCCAGAGAUUAUAUAUGUAAUAGGAGUCGGACUCUCCUGGUUGCCACCUCACCCGCGUUUUAUACUGAGAGACAGCUGACGCCAGGCGUGCUGGUAAAUUUCGACAAUCGUGCACUGUCCUGUCUCGCGUGUUAAAUGUUACGGCAACCGUGUCGGGUAGAUGCGUAACUCUUCUGAAGUGUUUCGCGGAAAAAGGUACUACGCGAGUGUCCAAUAAUUUUCCGUGUUAAUUAAGAGCCGUCGUAUUUUUCUCGCGGAUGCCAUGAGACGCUUUUGAAAUCCGGCGUAGCUAUUAGCCUACACUCGGAAAAUGUCAAUGGUGUUAUUCUUCCAGUGUUUGUAUUGCGGCUAACUCCGGAGUAAUAGGUGCAUUUGGCCAGGUUGUGUGUCGGUGUUAGCGUGUGAAACCGGGGUCAAACUGUGUGCUGUGCUUUUCGGGCGUGGGGGAACGGAUUAUCGAGGUGGCGUGUUUUUUCGGCGCUGAGCGCAUAGCGCAGUAUCGGUCCAUGUGCACAAGGUUGUCGCUCUCCUCUCCCGUGUAUCAUUGCGGCCGGUGGUGGCGCACAAGGUUGUCGCUCUGGUGGCACGCGUGUCGAUGCCGGCGUUUGUUGUUCUGGGCAGUGUCGCCGGGCUCCGUUCGGGACCGGCGAGGAAUGCGGGCUAUUUUCGCCUCUGGUGGCGCAGCACUGCCCGCGGCCGAUGGGUGCAGGGCAGGGGAACUGCGCCGGAGAGGGCGGCCUCUCGGUCACUGCGCGCCACCUCAGGGCAAGGGGUGCCCCCCUCAGUCGCCACCCGGGCCCGGCCGGUCGACCCGAACCGUGUGAUAUGGUGUCUCCCGCUCACCGUCCUGUUGCUAUCUCGUCGCUCUUAACUGCUCCGCUCUGCGCUUUCUCCGUGGGUCUGUUUGGGCUGGGAUUAUUAGGCUUUUUGUUGCAUAUUUUAUUUGUAUUGUUAAGUUUUGUAUAAUAAAUUGCUUUUACUCAA